Lottia gigantea (owl limpet) is the source of this 1644-nucleotide messenger RNA. RefSeq lists its product as hypothetical. The record is from RefSeq and is a predicted model, not a curated record. Bases 1 to 1644 code for a protein of 547 amino acids. Lineage: Eukaryota; Metazoa; Mollusca; Gastropoda; Lottiidae. The transcript is spliced from 17 exons.
AUGGCGAUAGUUGUGUUACUGAUAGGAAUAUUAACUCAAACAAUAUUAGGUCAAGUUAUAAUAAAUACUGAACCUAAUGAACUAGUUGAUGGAGAAUCUGGUCACGUUAUAAUAAAUACUGAACCUAAUGAACUAGUUGAUGUAGAAUCAGGUCAAGUUAUAAUAAAUACUAAACCUAAUGAACUAGUUGAUGGGGAAUCUGGUCAAGUUAUAAUAAAUACUAAACCUAAUGAACUAGUUGAUGGAGAAUCUGGUCAAGUUAUAAUAAAUACUGAACCUAAUAAACUAAUUCAUGGGGAAUCUGGUCAAGUUAUAAUACAUACUGAACCUAAUAAACUAAUUCAUGGGGAAUCUGGUCAAGUUAAAAUAAAUACUGAACCUAAUGAACUAGUUGAUGGAGAAUCUGGUCAAGUUAUAAUAAAUACUGAACCUAAUGAACUAGUUGAUGGAGAAUCUGGUCAAGUUAUAAUAAAUACUGAACCUAAUGAACUAGUUGAUGGAGAAUCUGGUAGUGUUACCUGUUAUUAUAACAAUGCUUAUACAAUAAGUUUAUCUCGAUCUGGUGAUGAUAGUAAUAUAGCUAACUGUUUUGUUACUAUACAAGAACAAGAUUGUAAUAUCCUAAAUCCUGGACCAUCAAACAACUAUACCGACUAUAGAGGAUUCUAUACAGCAUCUAAAACAACUACUAGUGUAACUAUACAUAUUGAUACAGUAUCUAAACAAAGAGAUGGUGGUAUCUGGAUAUGUAGAGUGGGUGAACUUCCAUCUGAAUCAUUUCGAAUCAAUAAAACUAUUAAUGUUAAAGUACCAGUGAAAGGUGUCGAAAUAGAAAAUAAAAACAGUCUAAAUCUAGUAAAUGGAUUGUCUACCACAAUGAAUUGUAAAGUCACCAAUAAUCCUGAUCCAGUAAUAAAUUAUAGAUGGUUUAUAGUAGAAACAGAUCAAACAUUAUCAACAUCAUCAUCUUUCCAAUUGACACCAAAUAAAAAUCAAAAUGGUCAAACUCUAUCAUGUUCAGCAGACAAUGGAUAUGGUAGUAGUAAAUCUGAUACUGUUAUUCUAGAUGUUCAGUAUAAACCAAGUGUAAAGAUAGAACCUGAAGUAUCUGGUAACUAUAAAAUAAUAGAAGGUAAUAUAGUAGAAUUAAAGUGUAUUGUAACUGAUGCUAAUCCUAAUGGUUCACUUGCCCAGAUGAACCUGAAGAUUAGAGUGUUUAGUUGUUUGAUUAUAUCUGGGGGUGGAGGUAUUAUUUUCAGUGUGUAUUGGUUAAAAUGGCCUCUUCCCAACAAGCCACCAAGGUUGGUUGCAGUAGCAAUCAGUUCCAUAACCAAGGCUGGUAAAAUUAAUGCAAAAGACGUCAUGGACGCAGUAUCAAAAGUAUGUGCCGACCACGUCACGAAUCAACAACCACCAAAUAAAGAUACCAAACCAAAGAGGAAGAGAUCCAGCACGGAUGUUCCGAAGACUGACGUAAAGGGUCAAUCAGUGGAAACGUCAAGAAAACUCCAAGGUCCCACAUUAACCAAAGUUCAAAACGCCAUUCUCACCCCUUUGGCGUUUCACCUGCUGAACGUCACAGCAGUUCAAAAUUUGCCGCCAUAUUUAAAAAAUAAUGUACUCUUACUCUUGGUCAAGUUAUAA